This is a messenger RNA of Quercus lobata, 762 nucleotides long. RefSeq lists its product as uncharacterized. NCBI's taxonomy places the organism in Eukaryota, Viridiplantae, Streptophyta, Magnoliopsida, Fagales, Fagaceae. Gene Ontology annotation, molecular function: nucleic acid binding. The transcript is spliced from 3 exons. Bases 1 to 762 code for a protein of 253 amino acids. The record is from RefSeq and is a predicted model, not a curated record.
AUGAACAAACCUGAGGCAGCCGGAAGAAUGAUCCAGUGGACAAUUGAACUCAGUCAAUUCGACAUUGAGUACCAUCCCAGAAUAGCCAUCAAGGCGCAAGCUUUGGCAGACUUCAUCACAGAGUUCACCUUUCCGGAUGAGGACAGUCUCACCGACGAAGUGGAUGCAGUGGAGCUCGUAAAGAAGUGUGACAAGUGCCAACGAUAUGGGAAUGUCCAGCGACUUCUGGCAGAGAGACUGACGACGAUAGCCUCCUCGUGGCCAUUUGCACAAUGGGGAAUUGAUAUCGUCGAUCCACUACCCCAAGGUAAAGGUCAGGCGAAUGGACAGACGGAAGUAACGAAUCAAACACUGCUCAAAAUUAUCAAAGCCAAGUUGGAUGACACAAAAGGCGCCUGGCCAGAAGAGUUGCCCAAUGUCCUAUGGGCUUACAGGACUAUAGCAAGAACGCCGACUGGAGAAACCCCCUUCAGGCUCACCAAUGGCACUGAGGCAGUGAUCCCGAUCGAAGUAGGAGUAACUAGCAUCAGGCGAGAGGUAUUCAACGAAGAAGGUAAUGACGAUCAACUGCGACUCAACCUGGAUUGUCUGGACGAAAUAAGAGACAAGGCUUCUAGCAGAAUGACGAGGUACCAACAGAAGAUGGCCGAAUACUACAAUAGGAGGGUGAAACUCAGACGACUUGAUAUAGGUGACCUCGUCCUGCACAAGGUUACCACAGCAACAAAAGAUCCUGCCCAAGGAAAGCUUGGCCCCAAUUAG